Molecule: messenger RNA, 1149 nt
Organism: Tricharina praecox
Lineage: Eukaryota; Fungi; Ascomycota; Pezizomycetes; Pezizales; Pyronemataceae
Exons: 1
Coding region: 376-855 (159 amino acids)
Source: RefSeq, a predicted model, not a curated record
CGCCUGCUACUUCUCGCCGCGGGGGGUACUCGAGGGACGACCGCGACCGCCGCUCGCGCCACUCUCCGGAGCGCGAGCGUGAGCGCAGCAGCAGACGCGAUAGGUCCGAGAGACACCGAUCCGAGUCUAGGUCUAAAUCUCGCUCGAGGAAGCGCGGAGCCUCCAGCAGGGACCGCGGCAAGCGCAGGUCGUAUAGCGUAUCCUCGUACACCGGUUCGAGCUCUGCGUCUUCCAGAUCCGGUUCGCGGUCAUCCUACGGAUCUUCGAAGUCGCGGUCCCGCUCCCGCUCCCGCUCCGCGUCGGCAUCGCCCAACAAGAAGAGCAGCCGUAGGGACCGUACCCGCUCCGUCUCCGUCUCGUCCGCUAGGGGGGAGGAUGGCGCGAAGAAACGCCGCGAACGAUUGCCCCAUAGGUCACAUGCUGAUACGAGGGAGAAGGAGAAGGAGAAGCGCGAUAGAAGCCGUCAUCAUGAGGACCGCGAUCAUCGCGAUCGGAGGCGACGCACGCGCACUCCGGAUGAUGCCGAGAAGGGCGAGAAGACCCGUGCAAAGGAAAAGGAGGGCAAUAAGGACCGCGAGACCUCGCCUGGUACUAAACGCCAGCGGUCUGCGUCGCCCCACCGUCGAGGCACCAGCAGCAGCCGCAAGGACCGCGAGACGACUCCUGGCACCAAACGCCAGCGGUCCGCGUCGCCUGACCGUCAAGGCUCUAGCAGCAACAAGCGCACCAAGGACUCAUCCGACGACGCAGCAGCGAAGAAGGGUGACGAAGAAGAAGAGGUUGGUGGUUUGUAUUUUUCCGUUUGGCCAGGAAUUACGGAGGUUUGCUGACUUGCUACUUGAUACCAGUACUUGAAGCUCAAGGAGAACUUGCUCAGGGAGAGGCUGCUCAGGGAGAAAAUUAGGAGGGAUAGGAGGAGUAGUGAGUCCACGGGAGGCGGGAAGGAGCAGAAAAUUGAGGGGGUGGAGGCAGUGGAGUGAGUGAAUACGGAUUUACCUUACCAUACGAUGCAUUGUACAAUAAUUUAUGAAGUCUGGUGGGAUUGUGGAGCAUAUGUACGGCUUGCAUACGGCUUGCUUUGAUGUAUCUAUGAUGAAGCCUUGAGCUGUGAUUUGACCUAUUGGGCUAGUUCGGUUGCCCGGUGAUGGG